AUGGAAGAGAGUAUAGCUGAUGCAAAUCCAACCAUUUCACUGUCAAAAGCCAGUAAUAAUAAUGCAGCCACAAACAAUGAAGCAAAGAACGUGAACAAGCCGCAGCCAAAGUUUAAUCCGGACGAUCUGUAUUAUGAUAUGUCCGGGGAUAAAUAUCUUAUAAUAUUCAAUAACACAGUUUUUAAGAACACACGUUAUUUCAACUAUCAACAACCUUCAACUCGGCAUGGCACUGAAGAAGACGUGAAGGCUCUUAAGAAGACGUUCUUUGACUUGGGAUAUAAAACACUAACAUUCAACGAUUUAGACCAUGGGGAAAUUCUUAAUAAAGCGCUUGAAAUAAGCCGAAUGGACCACACUACGACUUCUUGCCUAUGCAUCGUGAUUUUAACACACGGGGAUAAAGGUGGUUCUUUGUUCGCCGCGGAUAGACCUUACCAGUUCACAGAUAUCACGAAGAUGUUAGAAAAUGGGGAUAAGAGUCUGGUAAACAAACCGAAACUCUUUUUUAUACAGGCAUGCCGUGGCAGCAAUGUGGAUUCUGGUAGAACGGUGCAAAUUGACAGCGACGACGGCGAAUAUUUCCAUGUUCCUUCGCAUGCCGACUUCUUCGUGAUGUACUCUACCGUUGAAGGCUUUUUGUCGUAUCGUAACGUCUUAGGCUCGUUCAUGAUCCAGGAGCUUUGUAAGGUGAUCGACAAGUACCAUGAGAGUCUAGACAUGCUUCACAUAGCAACGCUGGUCAACAGGAAGGUGGCCUACGAAUAUAGUACUUAUACUCCGAAAAAUGCGGCAACGAACAACAAAAAACAAAUGCCUGAAGCCCGUUUUACAUUGACUAAGCUGUUUAAAUUUUGA
Messenger RNA from Parnassius mnemosyne (clouded apollo), 858 nucleotides. The record is from the annotation of a GenBank genome assembly. Lineage: Eukaryota; Metazoa; Arthropoda; Insecta; Lepidoptera; Papilionidae.